Podarcis muralis (Common wall lizard) is the source of this 5378-nucleotide messenger RNA. RefSeq names its product beta-Ala-His dipeptidase-like. Gene Ontology annotation, biological process: proteolysis. The record is from RefSeq and is a predicted model, not a curated record. Gene Ontology annotation, cellular component: cytosol. Gene Ontology annotation, molecular function: dipeptidase activity. NCBI's taxonomy places the organism in Eukaryota, Metazoa, Chordata, Lepidosauria, Squamata, Lacertidae.
AACAUGGAUCUGAGGCAGAGAUUCAAAGCUUUUUCGUCUUGAUGAACUGCAGUUUAGCGUUAUGCCAAAACAAUAAACUGUGGUUAACUUUAACAGUAAUCUGUGGGAACAUGCUAGCUUCACAGCCCGUGGUUUAAAGCUGGCUUGUUUCAGCUGUUUGAAGGUAUUGUGGGAUACAGCCCACUGGUGUAGUAGGUAAGGAAGCAAAAAUAAGUACGUUCUUAUGUAAAAAGAUCCUUUUGUCAAAAUGUUAAGUGAAUAUUUGUCUCUUGAAGACUGUGGAAGGUAAGAGAUCAAAGGUACAAAGUUUGGCUAAUUUUAUUACUCUGCUUCCUAAAUGCAACAAAACUAAAGAAUCCCUUUAAAUAUUAUACUAGUUCUAAAGUCACUAAUCCCCCACUUCCAAGCAAAUUCUUCUGCACCCUCCAAGACCCUACCUAUUGUUGGCAGCAGUGGCAAAAGAAAGGAAGAAGAUGUGGAUAUAGCCCUGACCUGGGCAGAGCUCAGGGGAUGCGAAUGGACCUUUCCUUGCACAGAUUAGCUGACAGGUGUGUGUGUUUGUGUUUGUGUGAUGACUGCACACAUUUUUUGGCUACACAUGCAGGUGGCAUGCAUUCCCUGCAGCCUUAAGGCCCCAAAGUUGACCCAAACAUGUGGGUUGAUCAUAUGCAUUGAUACUGUUGGAUCUGGGCUAUUGAUGCAUAUGCCCAAGUCAUCUGAACAUCGAACAACUUCAAUAACUGUUUAGUGGUUUCCGCCCGCUUAACUACUGAACAAGACACUUAAGUAUUUUAACUAUUAUACGUAUACGAGCACAUGCUGGGGGCAUGCCAGGUAUAUGUUGGAUGAAUAUUUGACUCUGAGAGUGUUUAUAUGUUACUAUGGCUGAGAGCAUAUAAGGGCCCUUUAGUAUAAGAGUAGAUGUGCAAAAAAAUGAGCCUUGCUUAUUUGUUACUUGUCAUCCCAGCUCUUCAGUCAUAGGUCUCCCAGCGUGGCUUACAGCUUAUUAACAAAAAUCAGAAAUAAUUGAACAGCAGCUACAUAAUUUCACAGUAAGACACAGAAUUUCAUCAAUCAACGGAGAUAAAAACCAUGAAAUAGCCUGAGUGACUUAACAAGGGCUUCACUUUGUGCUAGAAAGGCAUCAAGGUCUGUCUCAUGCAAGUGUUCCUAGGGGGGAGAGCAUUCCACUUUUGUGGUACCACAAAAUGGAAGGCAUGUUCCUUGGCCGUUACCCACCUCACUGCGGGUAGGGAAGGGGGUCCCCCCAAAGCCCUCCACUGAACAUCUUGGGCCAACUCAUGUGGAGAAGACAGCCCUCCAGGCACGAGAUUUCUAAGAUGUAUAGGGAUUUAAAGAUGAGAAGCAAUAUCUUGAAUUGUAUACUGGUAGGAGCUGCAGUUGUUUCAAGACAAGCAAGAGGUAUUCCGUUCAAGCAGUCCUAAGGCUGAAUUCGUAAUCAUACCAUAUUUUGGGCAGCCUUUGAGAGCUGACCUGUGCACAAGCAGUCAAGAAUGUUACCGGAGCAUAGCCAUAAUUGAAUUGGCUCUACAUUGGCACGGUUGCAUUUCAGCUGGUGCUGUAACCCAAGUUAGUGUAACGUGCCUCAAGCCGCUGAAUUGACUUUGGUUGCCAAAGGCGCUGUUGAAGUGAAUCUGAAUCCAGAUGUUGCUGGACUACAAAUCCCAUCAUCCUUGACCUCUGGCCAUGUUCGCUGGCUUUGAUGGAAGCUGGAGUAUAAUGACAUAGGGGAAGCCACAAGCUCCCCACCUCUGAAGGGUAAAAUGCUUCAUAUUCAGGAACUGCAUGUGCAAAGUGCAGUAGCAGUGUGUGAGUGGGCAGAGUGGCAUGGAUAAGUCAAUGGGGAGUCUCUGGACCCCUACAUCUUGGACCCCAACCCCUCAUCCUUGGUGCCUAUUCACACAAUCCCCAGGGCUUUUUCCCCAUCUCAGGUGGACACCGUUGUCAUAAGAAAAUAACGGAGGCGCUUACAGUGUGUUCCAGCACCUCUUUUUCUAGAAAAGUAGCGCUGACAAUCCCUACUUUGGCAAAUGGCAGUGUUGCCAUCAGAGGGCACUCCUACCCCUGUUGUACCUUGCCGGCUGCUACUGGCAAGGUACAAUGUCCAUGUGGCUUCAAUUAUGGCUUCUAAAUACAUGGCACACAUUGGGUCACCAAGCUUCUGCGGGUCUUAUCUACUCUAAAGUAAAUCUCGUUCAGUUCAAUAUGACUUACUCCAAAGUAAGCGUGUUUGCAAUUGCGGCCUAACCAAGGCUGUCCUUUUAUGGGGGAUGUAUGAGUGGAAAUGUUUGCUGGCUAUCAAGAAAAAAUGCUGGAUCUGCUCCACAGUUACUUUCAAUCUGUGACCUGAAUGCAUUCGAUUAAAAUGUAAUGAAUUUGUGAUUUAAUGCUUAUGGUUUUUUAUUUUUAUUUUUUUAAAAAGUGGUGGUGGUUUUUCAGCAGAGGCCAGGGAUUCUUUAGUUGUGAUUCCUGCAUUGCAGGGGGUUGGCCCAGAUGAUUCUUGGGAUCGUGUCCACCUCCAUAGUUCUGUGACAGGAAUGGUUUUUUAACCUGACUAAAACACUUGCUCAUUAAUAAAAUUAUGCUGGGAAUCUAAACCAUUUGUCAACCAACAUAUAAAAUGUAUAUUGAGAGAGAUUAAUGAGAGAGAUUCUCAGCAGCUAGCCUGAUUGUGCUAUUAUGUAUUACCAUGUUGACCUGUGAACCUUGGAAUACCAAGGUGAGUUUUCCAGAUUGCUUCAAUAUUAGUUUCAGUGCUCUUUCUGCUGUGAUUUUUUGUUGCAAAGGUGCUUAAAGUGUUUGCCAGAGGCACAUGAUGCUGGUGCAUUAGUGCUUUCUAUUUGAUCUGUUGUUGUUUUUCCUGGAGACCACUCUUCAUUCCCAUAAUCUUCUACCCUCAGACUGAAACGUAAGAAAAAUGUGAAAUUGUUUCUUAUAAUUGUUAACAUUGCUUUAUAUCAAUUAUUGAAUGCACUUCAAGUGUCCAUGUCCCAAUAAGGCUUCUGUAUCAAAAUUAUGGCCAAGUCAAAGAAAACACUCAACUUUUGGGAGGCUAAAAACCCCCUUGCAGGUGUAUUUACAUAGAACAAACAAGAGAUGGCCUUAAAAACAGGCAGGGGUUGGAGAACAGGAACGAGAGAUGCAGUGUUUUAGGAACAUUUAUUUUGAAGCUUGAACAUUGAAUGUUGGCCCCUUUCCUUAUAUAACAAGGGAGUGUGUCCAGUUGCCUUUGUUGACAUGUCCUUUGUCCUGCUCCCACAUGGAGCUAAGAAUGUUUUUUUUAAAAAUCAACAAAUAAAAAGACGGGGUGGGAUUGGUUUUAUAAGAAAGCUAGCAGAAACCUGAAAGAAGAUCCGCAGUCAGGACAGAAGAUUGAAAUAGCAUUGCUUUGUAUGCUGAACCGCCAAUCCGCUUCUUUGCUGUCAGAACUCCUCAUCAUGGUCUUCCAUAUCUUCCUCGUCAUGCUGCUCUCUGGUGUGGGCAGCUCCUCUGUUUUAAAUUCCACAUCGCUGGAGGACCAGCUUUUCCAGUACAUUGACGACCAUCAAGAAAAAUUUGUUGAGACUCUUAAGAAAUGGGUAGCUGUGGAGAGUGAUUCCAUACAACCAGCACAAAGAUCAGAAGUGAAAAAAAUGGUAGAAAUGGCUGCAAGUUGUCUCCGGGACUUAGGAGCAAAUGUGACGUUGGUCGAUAUGCCUGUCCAUGAGGUACUUGAUGGCAGAAAUAUUUCAUUACCUCCUGUCAUUCUGGCAGAGCUUGGAGAAGAUCCACUAAAGCCCACUGUGUGUUUUUAUGGACAUGUGGAUGUGAUGCCUGCUAAUAAGUCGGAUGGGUGGGAAACAGAUCCCUACAUAUUGACUGACAUUGGUGGGAACCUUUAUGGGCGUGGAGCAACAGAUAACAAAGGACCUGUCCUAGCCUGGAUACAUGCAGUGAGUGCAUUCAAAGAACUAAGAAAAGACUUGCCAGUAAACCUCAAGUUUCUUAUUGAAGGCAUGGAAGAAGCAAUCUCCAUUGGACUAAAAGAACUGGUUGAAAGAGAGAAAGAGCAGUUUUUCUCCAAUGUUAACUAUAUUGUGAUUUCGGAUAAUACUUGGCUCAGCACGGAAAAGCCAGCUCUUACAUAUGGGACUCGGGGAAAUGCCGGCUUCUCUGUGGAGGUACAAGGUGGCGAAAGAGAUCUUCAUUCAGGAGCUCUAGGUGGCAUCGUCCAGGAACCCAUGUCUGAUCUGAUAGCCUUGCUUGGCAGUCUUGUGGAUUCAUCAGGCCACAUUCUGAUUCCUGGAAUCUAUGAUGACGUUGCUAAUUUUACAGAAGAGGAGAAGAAGCUGUAUGAGCCAAUAGAAUUUGACAUAGAGCAAUACAAGGUUGACGUCGGUGUGAAGAAAUUUCUCUAUGAUACCAAGGAGGAAAUACUUUCACACUUGUGGCGCUUCCCAUCUCUCUCUAUUCAUGGGAUAGAAGGAGCUUUUCAUGAAAAAGGGAUCAAAACAGUUAUACCAUCAAGAGUCAUAGGAAAGUUUUCAAUCCGGCAAGUUCCUCACAUGAACCUUUCUACUGUGGAAUGUCAGGUGAAACGGCAUUUAGAAAAGGUGUUCUCUGAACGAAACAGCCCAAACAAACUGAGAGUGUAUGCUGAAGAGGGUGCAUCGCCAUGGAUUACUAAUAUCAGUGAUCCUCAGUACAAAGCAGCUGCAAAGGCGAUCAAAAGAGUUUUUAAAAAGGAUCCAGAUAUGAUUCGGGAUGGAUCAACAAUUCCAAUUGCUCAGAUGCUUCAGGAUAUAACAAAGAAAAGCGUGAUGAUGUUUCCGAUUGGAGCAGCAGAUGAUGGGGAACACUCUCAGAAAGAGAAGAUAAGCAGAAAAAAUUACAUUAAUGGAACAAAAGUGUUUUCCUCCUUUUUACUGGAGAUCGCAAAGCUCCAUAAGGAAUUACUGAGAGGCUCCAAGUGACAACUGCAACUUCAUGGCAGAUCAAGUGCAGUUUGACUACUGGAUUUGUAGUUCUGUUAUGUAUGGUUACAAUUCCAGAAAAACGUCAAAGGGCUCUUCCAUAAGUUCAGUUCCAAGACCGGCAGACACUUGUCCUACCCCGCAACUACCUCCCGCCACCUCCAUUAUGAAUACAUUUUGUCCUUUAAAUCUGUGUUCCAAUCAUUCCUACAUCUCUUAACGCACUUCAGAGCACAAAUAUACACUCAUCUUAAUACAGGUGGGCUGUUCACUGCUGUAUGCUAAUGAUUGCUAUUAAUGUCUUAUAAAUCAUUGUCAACUGCUUUGUGAGAUGAUUGUUCUGACAAGUGGUGUCCUAUAUAAACCUUAUAAUAAAAUAAAGUAGGUCUGCUUCUAUUACUACUA